Arachis duranensis is the source of this 891-nucleotide messenger RNA. Its product is annotated as L10-interacting MYB domain-containing protein-like. The transcript has 2 exons. Bases 1 to 891 code for a protein of 296 amino acids. NCBI's taxonomy places the organism in Eukaryota, Viridiplantae, Streptophyta, Magnoliopsida, Fabales, Fabaceae. The record is from RefSeq and is a predicted model, not a curated record.
AUGUCAAAAAAGUCUUAUAAGAAUAAAAUUAUUGAGACGGAGACUACUAAACAAUUUAUUCAAGCAUGUUUAGAUCAAGUUGCUAAACAGCAACGUAACGGAACCACUCUUACAACUGGGAAACAAUAUGAUAAGAUUCAGUUAAAAAAGAAAUGGGACAAUCUCAAAAAGGAAUGGUCAGCAUGGUACAAACUUUUUGGCAAAGAAACGGAUUUAGGAUGGGAUUAUACUAAACAUACCGUUGAUGCACCAAAUGAAUGGUGGGAGAGAAAACAAUUGGAAAAUCCCUUAUAUGAAAAAUUCAGAAAUAAAGGACUUCCUUUUAAAGAUGAGUUAACUAUAUUAUUUAAAGAUGUUAUGGCCGAUGGCAAAUUUGUUUGGGCUCCCUCAUCUCGGAUGUUACCAAGUAGCAUAGAAGAAGAUGGUGAUGGAUAUCGACCAUACUUUGAAGAAGGUCACGUUGAUAUAGAAGAAGGUUCUGGAGAUAGUGAAGAAGGUAUAGGUGCUAGUGUGGGAGUUAGUUCUGAAUUUCAACACAUAAAUCUUAGCUCUUCUCAAGAAAAUAAUAGUCAAAAGAGUACGGGAAAAAGAAAGAGAGAUGUGGUUUGUGAAACAAUCAAAAAGAAGAAAAAUUUUAAAGUCCCUGCCUCAAAGCAAAUUGCAGAUGCAAUAAGUAGAAUUGCCUCUGCAUCUGAAUCACGCUCAACUAUUGUGUCCACAUUUCUAGUACCCGGUGCAUCUAUUGGGGAAGUAAUGGCUGAGAUUCAAAAGAUGGAAAUGAUUACUAGUAAUCUCGAUUUUCAUAGUCGUUGUUGUCAACUAAUGAUGUUUAAACCUGUUAGAGAAAUGUUUGUAUCUUUAAAAGGAUAUGAGCAAAGAUUGUUGGAUUGA